AUAAGAAAAAUAAAAAACAAAUUCCUAAUAGGUAGUAAUCAUGUGAAAAAAAGGGCGUCAGACGGGAAAAGCUCAUCAGUGACUACCGGCUGCUCCUGUCCCCCUGUGCGAGCUCAGUCGAGCAUUUUUGGCGUCGCCGAAGCCGCUCCCUCGCCCCAGAACGCAGGAAGCCGAUUCCCCAUUCAAUUUCAAGCCACCUGCACGCCAAGCUCCACCACGCAGCCUUUAGGAGGUGAUACUUCUGUUCAAGGACAAGCAAAAAUGGAGUAAUAACAGGCUGUGUUGUUGCGACAGGUUGUUCACAAGAUGCCCUUCAAAACUGCCCAAAUCCGCCUUGUGAGUUCUCAUUCUGAGGUUUAUGAACCGUGUGACGAUUCGUUUGCUCUAGUCGAUGCAUUGCUAGCAGACCGAUCUAACCUAAUAGAACAUAAACCGAAAUUUUGUAUGGAAGUGGGUUGUGGAAGUGGCUAUGUUAUCACUUCUCUUGCUCUUCUUCUUGGGCAUGAGUUUCAUGGGAUUCACUAUUUCGCCACGGAUACCAACCCACAUGCAGUGAGAGUGACUCGUGAGACAAUGGAAGCGCACGGGGUUCAUGCUGAGUUGAUAUCCACUGACAUCGCUUCUGGGUUGGAGAAGCGUCUCGCCGGAUUGGUUGAUAUAAUGGUUGUGAACCCACCUUAUGUCCCGACCCCUGAAGAUGAAGUCGGUCGUGAAGGAAUAAUCUCUGCUUGGGCUGGAGGAGAGGAUGGCCGUAGUGUUAUUGACAGGAUAUUGCCUGUUGCUGAUAAUCUUUUAUCUCGUAAAGGCUGGUUAUACCUUGUUACUCUUGAAUCAAACCAUCCCUUGCAGUUAUGCCUUCAAAUGAGAGAAAGGGGAUAUGCUUCUAGGAUUGUCGUACAAAGAUCAACAGAUGAAGAAAGUCUUCAUAUAAUCAAAUUCUGGCGGAAUUUCGAUAAAGAGUGAAAAUGAAAUUAAACAGUUGCAGAGCAUUUGUUUCAUUCCCUUUUUUGAGGGGGCUUCAAUUUUCUGCACUAUACUGCUAUGGAAAUCACUUUUACAGAAGUAAAUUAUAUGAAUGAUGAAGUGGUGAAAGGUUUUUAUGCGCUUUUAAAAUGCGUUUGGCAUAUGGGAAAAACUUAUUUGAUUAUUGAAAAGCAAUGAAGAUGUUUCUUAUAGAAGUUAUCGUGUCUUUUAUCCUCUAUAAUAUUGUGUUCUUACUCA
This is a messenger RNA of Morus notabilis, 1221 nucleotides long. Its product is annotated as hemK methyltransferase family member 2. NCBI's taxonomy places the organism in Eukaryota, Viridiplantae, Streptophyta, Magnoliopsida, Rosales, Moraceae. The transcript has 3 exons. Gene Ontology annotation, cellular component: eRF1 methyltransferase complex. Gene Ontology annotation, biological process: methylation. Gene Ontology annotation, molecular function: S-adenosylmethionine-dependent methyltransferase activity; nucleic acid binding; protein methyltransferase activity. The record is from RefSeq and is a predicted model, not a curated record. Bases 307 to 963 code for a protein of 218 amino acids.